Molecule: messenger RNA, 315 nt
Organism: Glarea lozoyensis ATCC 20868
Lineage: Eukaryota; Fungi; Ascomycota; Leotiomycetes; Helotiales; Helotiaceae
Exons: 4
Coding region: 1-315 (104 amino acids)
Source: RefSeq, a predicted model, not a curated record
AUGAAGCUUUCUUUUGUUCUUGCCGUUCUCGCUUUUACCAGCUCCGCCUUUGGGGUCGCGAUCCCCGAGGUCGAAGCAACCGCUACAAACAAGGGGGAGACGACGCCUAAGGCAGAAACUAUUGAUCAUUUACUUCGUUACUGGCGAAAGAGUGAACCGCCAACAGCUGUUGCAGAGCGCGAGGCAGCACCACAGAAAACUGGUAUUGAUCAUUUGCUUCGUUACUGGCGAAAGAGUGACGCACCAACAGCUGUUGAAGAGCGCGAGGCAGCACCACAAAAGACAGGUAUUGAUCAUUUGCUUCGUUACUGGUGA